CCAUCUCAGUUCGCAUCAGCAUUUAGCUUUCAUCGGAAAUUCGCCAUCUGUCUUUCAUCAUCGACGACAACCAACGGUGUGAUAUUCUUCGGUGAUGGGCCUUAUGUGUUUCUUCCUAACAUGGAAGUCUCCAACUCGCUUAUCUACACUCCCCUCCUCAUUAAUCCAGUAAGUACUGCUGGAGUCUCCACGAAAGGAGAGCCGUCCGUUGAGUACUUCAUUUGCGUGAAAUCGAUCAAGAUCAACGAGAAGACUGCCCUGCUAAAAGCAUCCUUACUCUCCAUCGAUAACAACGGCUUCGGGGGAACGAAAAUCAGCACCGUUAAUCCUUACACUACUCUGGAGGCGUCUAUCUACAAGGCUUUCUCUGAGGCUUUCAUUAAAGAGGCCAUAUCCAUGAAUAUCACUCGAGUUGCACCGGUGGCGCCUUUCGACGUCUGCUUUAGCUCGAAGAGUAUGGUGAGUACACGAGUGGGGCCCCGUGUUCCGACGCUCGAUCUUGUCUUGCAGAGUGAGACGGUCUACUGGAGGAUCUUCGGGGCGAACUCGAUCGUGUACGUGAACAACGAUGUGGCAUGCCUAGCAUUCGUUGAUGGUGGGUCUAACCCUAGAACAUCAAUCGUUAUUGGGGGCUACCAGUUGGAGAAUAAUCUUCUACAAUUUGAUCUAGCCACUUCAAGACUAGGGUUCACCUCCUCACUUCUGUUCAGGCAAACCACAUGUGCGAACUUCAACUUUACACCAAAUGCCUAGAUGGUCCUGAUAAUUACUUACUAUAGAAAUGUGAUUAUAUGCUCUUACAAUCUACGCCGUAUAUUUAUGAAUAAACGGCCACGGUCAUCUGUGGGCGCAUACCGGCUAUGUAAGUUGGGUGAUUUUCAUUUAUUUGUUAACGUUAAGAAACAUAAAUAAGUCCCCUGGUGGGCCCACUAUUAUAUCUA
Messenger RNA from Magnolia sinica, 941 nucleotides. Its product is annotated as probable aspartic proteinase GIP2. The coding region runs from base 121 to 753 and encodes 210 amino acids. The transcript has a single exon. Lineage: Eukaryota; Viridiplantae; Streptophyta; Magnoliopsida; Magnoliales; Magnoliaceae. The record is from RefSeq and is a predicted model, not a curated record. Gene Ontology annotation, biological process: proteolysis. Gene Ontology annotation, molecular function: aspartic-type endopeptidase activity.